AGUCGCAGUCUCCAGUCAUCGCUGGCCAUUAAAGACCACUUCUCUCAUCAUCCAACGCUCCUACCUCCUAUAUAAACAACAGACACCACCACCAGUUCUCACAUAACUACCAGCAGCAAAAAAGAAGUGGAAGAAGAAGAAGAAGAAGAAGGGCACCAUAACCUCACUCUUUACUUCCAACAUUUCAAACUGGUGCUAACAAACAGAACAUGGCUACUUCAUCCCUGCACGCAGAAUCCAUCAAUCUUUGUCAAACGACCACGAACUCUUCCAGCAAUCUAACGCCCAUGAAAUCCAUUCCUUUGUCGGAUGAGUUGCUUGGCACUUUUGUGCCCAUUGCUGUUUAUUGGAUAUAUUCUGGCAUCUAUGUGAUGCUUGGUGACUUGAACCAGUACAGGCUUCACACCAAGGCUGAAGAAGACAAGAAGAACGUUGUUUCUAAGACAACCGUUGUGAAGGGAGUCCUCGUCCAGCAAGCGCAGCAAGCUUUCCAAAUUGCUGUCUCCCUCCUCCUCUUCACGUUUAUGAGCGGUGAGGGUGGUGUCGUCCUGCCACAGCCUUCUACUCCGGUGAUCAUCCUCCAGUUCAUCGUGGCCAUGGUGGUGAUGGACACUUGGCAAUACUUCAUGCACCGAUUCAUGCAUGUCAAUAAGUUUUUGUACAAGCACAUCCACUCCAAGCACCACACUCUUGUUGUCCCCUACGCUUUCGGAGCUCUCUACAAUCACCCGCUCGAAGGGCUUAUCCUUGACACCAUUGGGGGAGCCCUCUCAUUUCUUAUUUCAGGGAUGACGGCUCACACUGCCAUCUUCUUCUUUUCGUUCGCCACCAUCAAGACUGUUGACGACCAUUGUGGUCUAUGGCUCCCCGGAAACUUGUUGCAUGUUUUCUUCAACAAUAAUAGCGCAUAUCAUGACAUCCAUCAUCAGCUCUAUGGCACCAAAUAUAACUUCUCUCAGCCUUUCUUCAUCACUUGGGAUAAAAUACUCGGGACACAUAUGCCUUACUCGCUUGAGAAGAGAAAGGAGGGGGGUUUUGAGGCCAGACCGAUUAAGAAGAUUUGUUGAGUGAUUUGAGAACUAUUCUAUACCUUGUACUCAGUUACUUUAUUUCCAUUGGAACGAGAAGAUUUAUACAAUGUAAAAUUAGAAA
Molecule: messenger RNA, 1152 nt
Organism: Phalaenopsis equestris
Lineage: Eukaryota; Viridiplantae; Streptophyta; Magnoliopsida; Asparagales; Orchidaceae
Product: sphinganine C4-monooxygenase 2-like
Exons: 2
Coding region: 210-1067 (285 amino acids)
Biological process (GO): lipid biosynthetic process
Molecular function (GO): iron ion binding; oxidoreductase activity
Source: RefSeq, a predicted model, not a curated record